GAGAACAUUAUUAGUACAUUCUAGUACAUGGGUGAAUGGUUCCGCCUAUAUAAACAGGACUUUUAGAAACUAAGCUAAAACCAGAACUGAGUUGUGGAUAGAAUGAUAUAACAGAAAAACACAAAAAAAGUAUUUCACUAUUUGUUCAGUUAAAAGUUUUCAUUCAACAUGAAAACUACAUUGUUUUUUGUGUUUGUACUUUGGAAUACUUGUUUGAUCACAUCGCAUAAAAUUCCAGCAAAGUAUUUGCGAGAUGCAAAAUCUGAAAAUUAUUUGAAUGAACUUGAACAGCUACUAAAAGAACAAGAAUAUGAAGAUCAAGAUCAAAGUGAGACCGAAGAAGGAAUGGAGACUUCCUUGGAGACAGAAGAAGGAAUGGAGACUUUCUUGAAGACAGAAGAAGGAAUGGAGACUUCCUUGGAGACAGAAGAAGGAAUGGAGACUUCCCAGGAGACAGAAGAAGAAAUGAAAGCACAAGAGAAUAAAAUGAAUCAGGAUGAACAAGAAUAUAGUGAUGCCGAAGACAAAAAGGAAAAGGAUCAAGAGAAUUCGAAUGAAAAGGAGAUGAAUGAGAUUGAUAAGCUACAGGGGAGACAGGUAAAAUUUGGUCAAAAGUUGCCUACAUCCGAAACACGUCUUGAUAGACCUGACAAGUCUCAAGAAUACAUGCCAAUAUUUACUGAUAAAGAAAUGUUGUUGAUAGAGAGAAAAAUCAAAGAUUGGAGAAAAGGAAACGAAGAGGAAAAAGAAGAAGACACAGAAGAAUUACCAAUAGACAAUCCGGAGAAUAUUGAUCCAAAUGACCCUUUAUCUAACCUACUUGAAGGCAUGGAAAUCGAGAACAAGGGGAAACUACAUCUUGUUCAGGGACUUCAUCCAGAAGAUAGUGCUAAGACGUUCGGUGAUUCACACGACUCACAUAGACUUAUACCAGAACAGAUAGCUAAACUUGAAUUAAAAAAGACGGUCGAAUCAGACAUCAGAUAUAGAAAUUUUGAUACUGAUACAGAUUAUCUUUGGAAAGACGGAAUUGUUCCCUAUAGGAUAUAUAACAUGUCUACAAGCUCUGUAACAGUUAUCGACAAAGCCAUUCAACAAUUCCAUGACUUUACAUGUAUUAAAUGGAUAUCAACCACUGAUACCCUGUUUAACCCAUCAGCACUUGGACACCAGAAUUUCGUAACAUUUAUAAAUGAACAAGGUUGUUGGUCCUAUGUAGGCAAUGUUUUUCUUAAUGGACAGUACCUAAGCUUACAAGAACCAGGUUGUGUUAGUGUCAGUACAGCUGUGCAUGAAAUGUUACAUGCAAUGGGAGGACAUCACGAACAAUCUAGAAGUGAUCGUGAUAAUUACGUAACAAUUGAAUGGCCAAACGUACAGCAAAGGUGGAAUGGACUGACAUGGGUGAGAAAUAACAACAUGGAGAAGUAUAACACACAAGACAAUAACCCUUAUGAUGCAGAAUCAUCUAUGCAGUAUAGUUUGUUUGCUUUUUCCACGAAUGGCAAACAAACUAUCAAGUUUAAAGAUCAAAGAUUAGAGUUUUUGGCUGAUUCAGCUGAUGGUCUAGAGUUCUAUGAUAUACAAGAUGUUACAGAUGCAUAUAAAUGUGCAGAUCACUGCACUAACAGACCUAACUGUCAGAAUGGCGGUUUCGUCAAUUUCCAAUGCACAUGUACUUGUCCAGAACACCUGACUGGUGCUACCUGUGAACAAACGGUCUCAAAUAGUCAAACGUGUGGUGGUGUUAUCACCCUUGGGGUAGGAGAGGAAAGAUUCAUCCAAUCACCAAACUAUCCAGCUAACUAUCCAACAGGGCUAGAAUGUACCUGGUUAAUAAAGGGAACUGCUAAUAAUAUAGUUCGAGCUUCAGUACAGUACAUGGAUAUAUCUUCUGAUGCUGCAUGCAAUCAUUGGUUGGAGUAUAGAUAUAAUUUAUUGGGACAGAAAGGCCCAAAGAAAUGUGGUACAAACUUUGUGGCGGAUGCAGAGAUAUGGGACAGUACACUAGAUGAGUUGAGCAAUGCCAUGAUGAUUAUAUUUGACAGUAACACAUUCUCAACAAAACCAGCUGCAACAGGAUUCUCCAUUAAAGUUCAAUCAAUUGGAAAAGGAUGUGUCAAUGCCCCUUGUGUAUAUGGAACGUGCAAUAGUCUUGAGGGUACCAGUGGCUAUACAUGUACAUGUAACCAAGGUAUAUCAGGGACAAACUGCGAUGUACUGACUACAUCCUCAGUAUUCGAGUGUUCGUUUGAAUAUGGAGAAAGGUGUAUUUUUGAGAAUGAGGCAAAUCAUCAGCUGAAUUGGGAAUAUAUGAAUAAAGGUACACCAUCACCCGAUACGGGACCAGAUGUUGCUCACAAAGGGUAUCAAUAUGUGUAUAUUGAGGCAACAGGAGCAAACAUUCAGGCUGGUGAUAAAGCUGUGAAAUCUACAAAUCUACAGCUACCUAAUGUCGACCACUGUAUGACAUUCUGGUAUCACAUGAAAGGAACUCAUAUGGGUACAUUAAAUAUAUACUCUGAGGGACAAAAUACAGCAAAGUCUAAUAUAUGGAGUCGAUCCGGAGCUCAGGGCAAUUUUUGGAUAAAAGGAGAAGUCAACGUACCUGCUAUGAUUGGUCGUAAGAUAUCAAUUGAAGCUGUUCGUGGAUCUUACUGGUCAAGCGACAUUGCAAUUGAUGAUAUUUCAUUAACCCCAGGAUCAUGCGCCAACCCAGCUUCAGUUGCUCCAACGAACUCACAAACUACAACGCAGCCGACUACAAUUACAUUUCAGCCAACAGGUGGCAGCCAAGCAUGUACAUUUGAGGUUGGUGCUUCAUGUUUUUUGGUUGAAGCUACUGAUGACGAGUUUGAUUGGACUCCUAAUUAUGGGGAAACUACAUCUUCGAAAACAGGACCAGCUUCUGCCUUUGAAGGUGUGAUGUACAAGUACAUAGAGGUAUCGUCCCCAGUGAGAAGCAACUCUGUUGCUAGAUUGAUGUCUUCUUCAUCAUUAAAUGGUGGUGAUCACUGUUUGACUUUUGCAUAUCACAUGUUUGGAGCAGAUACAAUGGGAGAUCUGAAAAUUUCAACAGGAGUUACAGCCCCUGAAAACGAACUUUUUAAACAAUCUGGUAACCAUGGUGACCAGUGGAAUAAAGGGAUGGUUGAAUUUACAUCUGGUGCUCGAAUGAAGUUAUUUAUAGAAGCAAACAAAGGAACUACAUAUCGAGGAGAUAUUGCUUUAGAUGAUAUUGAACUUAAAAGUGGAAACUGUUAUGCCAACCCAGUCACAAAUGGUCCAACAAACUCAUCAACUACAACUCGACAAACUACAACUAAACUAACUACAACUCAACCAACUACUACUAAACCAACUACAACUCAACCAAUUACAACUAAAACAACUACAACUCAACCAACAUCAACUAAAACAACUACAACUCAACCAAUUACAACUAAAACAACUACAACUAAACCAAAUCCAACUCAGCCUACAGAUUGCAGAUCAGAAUACAUAUGUGGAUUUGAAGGUCAAGGGAAGUGCGUAUUUGAAAAUAUUGAUCAGGAUGAUUUUGACUGGGAUUUUAAUACUGGGUCAACAUCUAGUUCCUCAACGGGUCCUGAUAAUGCCUAUGAAGGUUCUGGGUAUAUUUACACUGAGAUGUCUUCUCCACGUUCACUGGGGGACAGAGCUGUGUUGUCAACUGUUAAUACAAGACUAGCCGGUAAAAGUACACAUUGCUUACAGUUUUACCUUCAUAUGUAUGGUGAGCCUGGUAUGUUGGAUGUUAAAUAUGGUGAAAGUGGUGCUCUUUCAUCUGUGUGGUCAAUGUCCGGCGACCAAGGGGAUCAGUGGAAACAUCAUCAAGUGGAAUUACCACCUAGCUUCAGCAAUCCAGUGAUCUUAUUCGAAGCAUCUAGAGGCUCAUCAUUUAAAUCUGACAUAGCCCUUGAUUCAGUAAAACUUAGCGUUGGAGAAUGUCCCGCUAUAAGUGCCUGUAUCACAAACCCUUGUAUCAAUGGUGGUAGAUGUAAUGAGGAUGGGAGUACUGCUAGAUAUACAUGUAUUUGUAUGACAGGCUGGUCAGGAGAUUCUUGUGAUGUUAAAGAUUUAUCAAGUUUUAGUUGUGGAUUUGAGACUGAUGCACCAUGUAUUUUCAAGAAUUCAUCACAGGAUGAUUUUGACUGGACUUGGAAUUCUUUUACUACCCCAAGUCCAUAUACUGGACCCGAUAUAGCAGCUGUAGGAACUUACUACUUAUAUACAGAGGCGUCAGACCCUAGAAAGUUUGGAGAUAAAGCUGUUCUCACAACUGAAGCGACUAACUUACAAGUUGGAGGUUGGUGUCUGUCCUUCCAGUACCAUAUGAAAGGGAGAGGUAUUGGAACAUUAGAAGUAUUUUUUGGGGAUAAAACAUCCUCUUUGACAAGUAUUUGGAAAAAAACUGGAGAACAACCAGAUCCCGACCAAUGGAAAACUUCUACUUUAGAGUUACCACAAAUUACUAAUCCUGUUAUUACCAUAGAAGCGAGCAGAGGUUCGUCGUACAGUGGUGACAUUGCUAUUGAUGAUCUCACCCUCAAGUCUGGCGGAUGUUUUCCAGGAAAAUAGAAGAAAAAGAAAAACCUUGAAAUUAAGACUCAAUGGUUAUGUGAUAUUAACACAAAGAGCUUUCUCGACAAAAAUGACUUUAUGGUCAUGUGAUAUAAACAGUUACUUAUACAUUAUCUCUACUAACAGUUGUAUGAAAAAAUCCUAAAUAUAUAUAUAUAUAUUAAUUGUGUAAAUUAAUCACAAUAUACUUAUUAUCCGCUUUAUAUAAUUGAUGUGGGAAUUUCUAAAGUUUCAUUGCAAAAGGAUGAUCAACGAAACCAAGUACUAAGCUGAAAGCAAGUGUCAACAAACUUUGGGUUGUAUGUUCUUCUAAAACAAUCAUUAUACGAUUUUCAGAGUCGGGUUCGUGGUUUAUAAAUUUGAACAUUUCUUUCUUUAAAACAACGUAUACAGUGAUAUCAGAAAAUGAUGGAAAUUGAUUUAAAUUGUCCAAAAGUUUUGUGUUUACCAUGUAAUUUAUUAACACAUAUAUGAUAUAUAUGUUAUUGUUCUAAAUGUAUAAUUAUGUAUUCAGUAACCAUUAGUUAUUAGAAUAAAAAUGAUCAAUCAUA
Molecule: messenger RNA, 5153 nt
Organism: Mytilus californianus (California mussel)
Lineage: Eukaryota; Metazoa; Mollusca; Bivalvia; Mytilida; Mytilidae
Product: MAM and LDL-receptor class A domain-containing protein 2-like
Exons: 37
Coding region: 169-4599 (1476 amino acids)
Biological process (GO): proteolysis
Cellular component (GO): membrane
Molecular function (GO): zinc ion binding; metalloendopeptidase activity
Source: RefSeq, a predicted model, not a curated record